This is a messenger RNA of Brachypodium distachyon (stiff brome), 942 nucleotides long. Its product is annotated as NDR1/HIN1-like protein 26. Gene Ontology annotation, biological process: defense response to other organism. Lineage: Eukaryota; Viridiplantae; Streptophyta; Magnoliopsida; Poales; Poaceae. The record is from RefSeq and is a predicted model, not a curated record. The transcript has a single exon. The coding region runs from base 82 to 687 and encodes 201 amino acids.
GCAGUAUGUAUACAGCACCGGCGUUCGAACAAACAGAGCACAGGCACCGGCCGAUCGACUCAGCCUUCACAGACAGCCAUCAUGCCGCGGAACUACCGGCUGCCGAUGUACCACCGGCAGAGCCCGGCGAUCCGGUGCCUCAACUUCCUCUGCGCGGUGCUGCUCACGAUUGUCUUCAUCGCCGGCAUCAUCUUCUUCGUGCUCUGGCUCAGCCUGCGCCCGCACCGGCCAAAGUUCGCACUCGCCGACUUCGCCAUCCCCAACAUCAACCGCCAGACCGGCGCCGCCAACCUGCCCGUGAAGUUCACCGUCAACGAGCACAACCCGAACCAGAAGAUCGGCAUCUACUUCGACGCCGUCUACGGAUCGGUGUACUACGACAACAACGAGCUCAUCGCGUCCGGGCCGGUGGCUUACCCGUUCUACCAGCCGCCCAAGGGCGACCUGCCGGUGCAGGGCGAGCUCACCGCCUCCGGGCCGACGCCGACCGACCCGUCGUGGCAGCGGUUUGCCAGCGAGGUCGGCGCCGGGAGCGUCGAGAUGAGGCUGGUGCUCAACUCCACGGUGCGCUUCAAGGUGAAGCUGUGGGACACCAGGGAGCACCACAUGAAGGUGGACUGCGGGUUCAAGCUCGGCGGGGACGGCACACUCCUGAAGAAGAAUUCGCCCUGCGACGUCUACUUCUAGUACUGGAUCGUCAUCAUGCUAUGCUAGCAGCUAUUUUCUUUCCUUUUUCCUUUCCUCGAUUUAUUUGGAUUUGGGGUAGUAUUGGGCGAUUCUUUUAUCUUACUGCUGUUGAUAUUACAUGUACCGGUGACUCUACAUUUCAUACAGACCACUUUGUAAUUCUUGUACUAAUAUCUACAGAAUAUCUCAUAAAAAGAAGGCUAUGAUUUCAAUAUCCAUAAACUGAAACGGGCAAGACUGCCAAUACUGCCUUAA